Fragaria vesca subsp. vesca is the source of this 746-nucleotide messenger RNA. RefSeq names its product DNA polymerase epsilon subunit 3-like. Lineage: Eukaryota; Viridiplantae; Streptophyta; Magnoliopsida; Rosales; Rosaceae. The record is from RefSeq and is a predicted model, not a curated record. Gene Ontology annotation, cellular component: CHRAC; epsilon DNA polymerase complex. Gene Ontology annotation, biological process: DNA damage response; heterochromatin formation; leading strand elongation. The transcript is spliced from 3 exons. Gene Ontology annotation, molecular function: chromatin DNA binding; protein heterodimerization activity. Bases 105 to 587 code for a protein of 160 amino acids.
CGGGAAAUGAAUGAGGGGAUAUUACAAUUGUAACCUCGCCCCUUUCCAAUCGAAAAGCGAUUACAGGAUCUUUGUCAGAACUGAAAGAAAGAAAGAAAGAAAGAAUGGAGAAAGUGGUAGCGGAGACGGCGGAGCUGCCCAAGACAAUCGUGCGGCGCGUGGUGAAGGACAAGCUUUCCCAGUGCUCCAAAGCCGACGCCGACCUCAACGUCCACAAAGAAGCUCUCACCGCCUUCUCCGAGAGCGCCCGCAUCUUCAUCCACUACCUCUCCGCCACAGCCAACGACAUCUGCAGGGGAUCCAAGAGGCAGACGAUCAACGCCGACGACGUCUUCAAAGCGCUCGAGGACAUCGAGUUCCCCGAGUUCGUUGGCCCUCUCAAGGCCUCUCUCGAAGAGCUGAGGGAGAAGAAUGCUGGAAAGAAGGCGGGGACAUCAAAGGCAAAGGAAGCGAAAACUAAAGAGGCGAAAACAAAAGAAGCGAAGAAGAAGAAGAGGAAAUUGGAAGAGCCACCACCCAAGCAAGAGGAAGAAAACCAAGAUGAGGAUGGAAGCGAUGGCACUAGUGAAAGCUCGAGCAAAGAAUGAACCAUUUCUGCUAGUUUUGUAUCCAUUUUCCUUUCAAGUUCUAGUUCGGAUUCGAAUCUAAGUCCAAGUUUGUUAGAACACGAUUUACUUGUUUGAUGUGCAACUGCAAUUUGACCUCUCAUUUGCACCAUGCUUCAUUUUAAGUUUCUUACAUUGCAU